AUGGAAUGGAGAAAUGAAACACAUGUUUCAGAUUUUCUUCUCAUGAAAGUGACAGAGGAUCCAGAACUGCGGUCCCUCCUUUUCAGCCUGUUCCUGCUCAUGUACCUGGUCACUGUCCUGGGAAAUCUGCUUAUCAUUCUGGCUGUUAGCUCUGACUCCCACCUCCACACGCCCAUGUACUUCUUUCUUUCCAAUCUGUCUAUUAAUGACAUCUGUUUAAGCACAACCACCAUCCCAAAGAUGCUUGUGAACAUCCACACACAGAAUCAGAGCAUCCCUUAUGCAGGCUGCCUUACACAGAUCUACUUUGUCCUGAUGUUCGCUAGUUUGGAGAGUUGUCUUCUUGCAGCAAUGGCCUAUGAUCGCUAUGUGGCCAUUUGUCAUCCCUUAAGGUACACGGUCAUCAUGAACUCCCAUCUGUGUGGUCUGCUGAUUCUACUUCCUUUGUUAAUUAUUAUUGUGGAUGCCCUGCUCCACAGUCUGAUGGUGCUGCAGCUGACCUUCUGCACAGACCUGCAAAUCCCCCUUUUCUUCUGCGAAGUUGUUCAGGUCAUCAAGCUGGCCUGUUCGGAUGCCCUCAUCAAUAACAUCCUGAUAUAUGUAGCAACUAGCGUAUUUGGUGGUAUUCCUGUGUGUGGAAUCAUCUUCUCUUAUGUUCAAAUAGUCUCCUCUGUUUUGAGAAUGCCAUCCGUGGGUGGAAAGUACAAAGCUUUUUCCACCUGUGGGUCUCACCUCUCAGUUGUGUCCUUAUUCUAUGGGACAGGCUUGGGGGUGUACAUUAGUUCUGCUCUGACUAACUCUUCCAGGAAGACUGCAGUAGUUUCCAUGAUGUACACAGUUGCCCCUCAAAUGAUGAAUCCCUUCAUCUAUAGUCUGAGGAACAGGGACAUGAAAGGAGCCUUGGGAAAACUCUCCAGUAAGAUACCACUGUUUUUUUAG
Molecule: messenger RNA, 939 nt
Organism: Phacochoerus africanus (Common warthog)
Lineage: Eukaryota; Metazoa; Chordata; Mammalia; Artiodactyla; Suidae
Product: olfactory receptor 7G2-like
Exons: 1
Coding region: 1-939 (312 amino acids)
Biological process (GO): G protein-coupled receptor signaling pathway
Cellular component (GO): membrane
Molecular function (GO): G protein-coupled receptor activity; olfactory receptor activity
Source: RefSeq, a predicted model, not a curated record